ACUGUCAAAGGGCCACUGGGGCCGCUAUGUCGCCUCCCCACGUCAAAUUGGGUUUUAAUCGGCAAUGAAAAUAUGUUUUUUGGACACUAUAUGGGAAAUAAAUGCUGAGAUUUUAAAUGAAAAGCUAUUGGAAGAUUGCAGAAGACUAAGACAUUGUCAGAAUGUUAAGAAUUGAGUCUUACAUUACGCCCAUCAUCCUAAGCUAUGUGGAUAAAUACAUUAAGAACCUCAAACCUGAGGACUCCCAGGUUUCCUUGUGGGGUGGAGAUGCAGUCUUCAAUAACCUCGACCUACGUUUAGAUGUCUUGGAGCAAGAAUUACGUCUCCCUUUCUCCUUCGUAAAUGGGCACAUUCACGAGCUGCGGAUCCACGUGCCAUGGACAAAACUGACAUCGGAGCCCAUCAUUAUCACAAUCAACACCAUAGAAUGCAUCCUUAAACUAAAGGGCAGUGACACCGCAAGCUCAGACACCUCAAGCCAAGGAGGAACAGGACCAAAGUCGCCAGAUAUUAGGCGGAGGCAGAAAAGGCAAGACCUAGAAGUACCAACGAGUUAUGUUCAAGGGCUCAUCAACAGAAUCAUAAAUAAUGUGUGCAUUGUUUGCAAUAAUGUAAUUCUCAAGUAUGUUGAGGAUGACAUUGUCUUAUCUAUCAAUGUAAAAACACUUGAGUUCCGCUCUGUCAAUGGUAACUGGACGCCAGCUUUUAUAGAUUUGACAGCAGAGGACCUGAUUUUGCGGAAUCUUGCAACUCUUACUGAUCUAACAGUGUGCUUAGAUAAGAGAAAUGCUUCAGGCAAGAUAGAAAACUAUCAGGAGCCCCUGUUGUACAGAUGCUCACUAUCUUGUAGAAUAGUCCGCCAGUUUGAGUCUGUCAACUCUAUACAACCAUUAUGCACGCGAUACGAUGUCUUUUGCCCACAACUGCACUUCAGUCUGUCAGAUAUGCAAUUGCCAAUGUUUCUGAGGUUGCUUCAGCUUGCCUUGGCACUCUACUAUGGAGAUCUUGGGUCACCCACUGACCUGGAGCAACCCCAAGGCCAGCCAAGAGGGGAUGACCUGGACAUGGGGCUUGGAGAAGAUAUGACAGGAGAGGAUUCGUGGUCAUCAUGGGCAUGGUCACUUGGAUCUGCUCUUCUGCCAGUCUAUUGGGAAGAUGAAGAAAACACCAUUUCAGCUCACCAUUACCGGCUCAACAAAACCUUGCAUAUGGGGCUCUAUGUCGAGAUGGCAACAUGGACUUUCAAGUUGACAGAAUCUGUACAAGAUAGUGGUUAUUUUGGACCUACAAAAAUGCGAUUCACACCAUUCAUGAGGGUUGAGCACCAGGGGAGCUUUAUGACUGUUGUUGUGCGAGGUCUGGAGGCAGUCAGUGUGCAGCUUGGCAUAUCUUCUCUCUCAGUGGAUCCUGUUGGCAUGUGCAUCUGUGGAAUAGCCGAUAUACAAGAGGGAAACAUAUCUUCGGGAGAAGGUCAAACAGUCAUGGCCAAAGGAGCGUCAUCCUUCAUCAGCAUUGGACAAGAAGGCCAAGAAUACCUUGGCAAAUCCCUGUUUGAUCCUCAGGCAUUGAUGGAUUCCCAAGAGCUCUGGGAUUAUGCUUAUUCUUGGGAAAAGCACUCAAAGGAGACCACAGAAGCUAAUAUGUUGGCGAGGACAGGGGCUCUUGCCAUGGACUAUUUCUACCUGAUGGAGCUCCCAGCAGAUUUAAAUAGUGAGCAGUUAUCAGAAAUUAGCACAGACUUAGAAUACAGCAAUUUAAGUGAACGAGCCAUAUGUCGCAUUGCCUUCGGUGCCUCUGAGGUGAAUGCUUCUUCAGGAUUCCACCACAGACUGCAGGCAGUGUCCCAUGCCCCUCAGCAUGACUACCCACCUUACUCUAGUCCUCCAAUAGUACUUGGUACUUAUGCUGUACUCUAA
Molecule: messenger RNA, 1916 nt
Organism: Penaeus vannamei (Pacific white shrimp)
Lineage: Eukaryota; Metazoa; Arthropoda; Malacostraca; Decapoda; Penaeidae
Source: RefSeq, a predicted model, not a curated record